Molecule: messenger RNA, 1260 nt
Organism: Aspergillus uvarum CBS 121591
Lineage: Eukaryota; Fungi; Ascomycota; Eurotiomycetes; Eurotiales; Aspergillaceae
Exons: 1
Coding region: 1-1260 (419 amino acids)
Source: RefSeq, a predicted model, not a curated record
AUGUCCUCCCCUUCAAAGCCCUCUGGCUUAAACAGCCUACCCAAUGAACUACUCCUAAAAAUCCUGGAGCAAUCUCCGGAUAUCUCCACUCUGUGGAGCCUCAUCAACUCCUCUGCACGCUUGGCCGCACUAUUCCAGGCUCGGGCGCUGGAGACCGUCGAAGCCGUGCUCGAGGCCACUGUCCCUCUACAAUCGCGAAUUCUCAUGCGGGCGGUGCUGUCCCUGCGCGCCGGAACCAGCCCGUGCCAGGACUAUUAUGACGCGAUGGAUUACCUGGUAGAGAAAGACGGGCCUUGGCCGCCAGUGGUCGCCACCGCGGACAUCGUCCGGGAGUUCGUGCGGUUCGCAUACCAGGUCCAUCUCUUAGCCCAUUGGUGUCUCGAUUCUUGUCUCGAGCACUGCCUUUCGCGUCCCCUGCUCUCACGGCGCCAGUACUCCCCGACAUUCCGGCAGCCCACGUGGACGGAGGAGCAGCGCACGAUUCUCGCGGUUUGGCGGCAUGUGUGGUACCAGUGCCUCCAGCGUGCGGGCCGCCAAGGGUCGCUAGAGUGGAGUCCCGCGGACCUCGACCGCUUGGCGACAGUCACCCCCUUUGAAUACCCCAUCCCUUCCUCCGGUAUCUACCAGGUCUUGACCGUCAUCGACUUUUUGAGCCGCCACGCUGCGGCUGGAUCCGACUCAACCACGGGUCUGGUGCUCCCAGUUAUCCCGGCACACUUCAGGUUCGGAUGGCCGUGUGCCCCUGCGCCCUAUGCCAGCGCCUUGGCGCAAGACGUUGAUGGGCUAAGUGCUGCAACUAAGCCAGACGAAGGAGCUCUCCAGCUGGAGGGCAAAUUAGACGAGGAAGGGGAGAAAGCACUAGCGACUGAGAUAGCCCGGGCUGCGGCCCCCUCUGCGCCUCCCCCUGAGGAUGAAUGCCGUCCGUGGCCGCCAGGCUACGUCUUUCGACCGGUACGAGAUUAUGGUGUACGACCACCCGCACGCGAAUGGCAGGAUCUAGAUGUGGAGCCCCUCGGGUUCCAGUUUUGGCGCAGUAUGAUGCACAAUCCCCUGGGUGGCCGCGGCAAGUACAUUGCACUGCGAGCCUAUCUGCCGUACGGCUUAAUUCUGUGGGAGGAGCAGAGGAUCACGGCUAUGGGACUGUGGUCACCACUGGGCGAUCCAUGUGAUUACUACCGGCGGUGGUAUGCGUUGUUAAGCGAGGAGGAGAUACAGCAGCACAAGUCGAGGAUUCCUUUCUGUGGGGACAGGGAGUACUGA